Molecule: messenger RNA, 1800 nt
Organism: Owenia fusiformis
Lineage: Eukaryota; Metazoa; Annelida; Polychaeta; Sabellida; Oweniidae
Source: the annotation of a GenBank genome assembly
ACAGGUAGUAGUGGCCCAGCAGACUCCAGCUAAGAGCACCAAAGGGAAAGGGAAAAAGAGUCGGGUUGCUUCGGAUGCGGAACCCUUGCUUCCUACUAGUCCCUGUAGUUCCAUAUCUUCAGGGCCCAUCUCACCUUUUAGCCCUCCUAGCUCCGCCACUUCAACUGAGACAGAUAUUGACCUUGACCAACUUUUGGGUUCUUUGUCCCCUAUUGGUAGCCCUGAGCCGAAUCAAAUUGAUAAAAAGGUACUGGGUAGUACUAGUCCAUUCAUGAAUGGCUCUGUUAAGAGUUCAUCCCCAGGCAAUGUUAAAUCUGUGUCUCCAGCAGUAAGCCCUAAACCCCUCAAGAGCAACAAUCCAUUCAAAGAUGAUAUCGCCACAUUACGUACCCAAAUUGAAAACUUGGAUGUCAAUGCCUUCAUGGCUAAUGUAUCAUCCAGUCAAAGUACAGCUGGCAAAACCACAGAGUCCUCCUCCCCUAAGAGCCCAUUCUGGUUGCAAAAUAACAAUGUUAAUACAAAUACACCAACAACUGCCACUAGUACUCCAGUUGUAACAACCACAAAAGAUAAUGAUACUAAGGUGGCUAAACGCCCAGCUCUCCCAGAGGGGGCCACCCUAUCCCUCCCAUCAUCUGGGGUCUCUAGAUCAAUCUUUGCCCGCACAUUUACGACCACGACAAAUGAUAGUGCCAAACCUACAUUUACGACAACAACCCCAGUCACAACCACUGGGGUCAAACCAUCAGUGCCAGCUAAGUCAAGCAAUAUCAAAAGCCCAACUGUUGGAAAACCCAAGGGAGCCCCACCUAAUAAACCACCACCAGCUGUCCCCACUAGAGCCCCAACUACACGGCUCUCAACAAUACAAGUUGAGGACCAAACUUCAACUGCUGAACAAAAUAACAUCAAGAUUUCUAACUCCUUGAAUACUACCUCGACUAUAGUUGGAACAAAUAAUAAUAAUGUCAUAAAAUCUCCCAAAUCCCCUAAACAACCACCGCCCAAAUCUCCAAAGUCACCCGCUCAUUUGACCCCAAGGUCUCCCAGUCUUCAGUCUCCAAAAUCACCCAGUAAUCUCUCCCCGAAGUCCCCUCAGAUGAGGUCCCCAUCACCUGCUACCAAGGCUAAGACAGCCUCUCUUCCGUAUAAUCCUUCUGCUUCUAAGGGUCAAGGUCAUAUUAUUGGUGAAGGUCACAGCUUGGGAGAAAAUGGUGUUCUUGGAAUUGAUGCUCUAAUUGUAAGUUUUCUCAGCAAAUUCAGGUCCUAACUAGUUUGCAUGCUGUUUUUUGAAUUACCCAAAAGUUAACUAUAAAAGUUAUUUAAGGUGUUUUCAAAUGCAUGUGAUUUUUAAAACGAAAAUAAAGUUGAGUAAGUUUGAAAAUUUAGAAACUCUAAAAAAUGCAUGAACAUAGUUAUUCUUUGAAAAUAAAAUGUGUUUGGUUUUUCCAAUAGGAGACCGCAUUGUGAUACAGUAGACAAACCUAGAAAUAGAAGUCAAGGUGGCUAUAUUACAGAAGCACAUUCUCUAUAGUUCCAUACUAAUUAAUUAAAACUAAUCAUAUCCAGUUCGGUAGUACUAUAAAGUAACACUUAGUCGACAUCUUGAGAAUUUUACUUGGACCUGAAUUUUCGCAUGGGAAGAUUUGCAUGUGUUAAAUGAAUGUUUCUACUAACUAAUUACUUUGUUAUUAAUUUUCAGGUUGUUUACAACAAUUAAAAUAGUAUUUAUUAUUAAUUUAUGACCCAACCUUAUGAGUCAAGAUAUAUAAAUUAAAUGUCCAUAAAACUAAAUGUGAA